UAACGAUACUAAUUUCAGUACUACCAAUAACAAAUGUCCUUUAACUCCAUACGACAAUUUUUUGUAUAUGGAGUUGCGUCGGACUGGUUUGUGUUUCUAAUGUUUAUGAAUAAUAAUAAUGCAAAUGUAAUUUGCACAUUACGUGUUUAUUUGAUGAUGUGCUAAGUGUUAAUUUCAAUUUGUCGCAUUUUCAUAUCUUGAUUUGAUUAAUGUCAGCCAUGGAAGCCAAUGUGCAAGACGAAGAAAAAGCUGUGGUCUCACAAAGUCUUAGAGACUACCAAAGAGCCCUUGGGCCAUUCACUAACGAUGCAGAUAAGAAAAAUUUAUUUUGGAUGGGAGGCGUGAUGGACUGUUUCUCAACAGUUUUAUCAAUUUUUGGGCGUACAGAUUUGAAAACAUCAAAAGAAGAUGAAUGGGAAGUUCCAUUUGAAGCGAUUACUGAUAUGGUGUACUUGGGGUCUGGCGCCCAGGGUGUAGUGUUUGGAGGAAACCUGCGAGGCGAAAUGGUGGCUGUCAAAAAACUACGUGAUAAGAGUGAGACAAAUAUUAAACACCUGAGGAAACUCAAUCACGAAAAUAUUGUACGCUUCCGUGGUGUGUGUACGCAAGCUCCAGUGUAUGGGGUGAUCAUGGAGUUCUGUCAGUACGGGCCCCUGUUCGAGUUCCUCCAUAGUGGUGCGUGUUUCGCUCCCAAGCAAAUACUCAAGUGGGCGAAAGAGAUAGCGCACGGGAUGACAUAUUUACAUAAUCAUAAGAUCAUUCACCGCGACCUUAAAAGCCCUAAGUGAGUUUUAAAUUAAAAGAAAUUAUUUUUCUGCCCUUAAGUUAAUGCUAUAAUUAAUGCAAUUGAACGGCAGCGACGUCUAUAUAUAUAUAUAUAUAUAUAUAUAUAUAUAUAUUAUCUAGCCUUAAUCAAGUUAUUUCUUACAGUAUACUUAUAGCAGACAACUUGGUAGUGAAGGUGAGUGACUUUGGAACUAGCCGAGAGUGGGAUGAUGUCAGCACAAUCAUGAGCUUCACGGGAACAGUAGCGUGGAUGGCUCC
Diatraea saccharalis (sugarcane borer) is the source of this 1044-nucleotide messenger RNA. The record is from the annotation of a GenBank genome assembly. Lineage: Eukaryota; Metazoa; Arthropoda; Insecta; Lepidoptera; Crambidae.